AUGCUACGCACUAAUCUGUGUAUACCACGACUGUUCCCUAGGUUUAUAUCCGUGUCGGCAACGAAAGCAGUGGAGCGGCCCACAGAAAAAGAGGUCCUUGACUACAUGAAUAGGGUAGAAAUCAUUGGUGGUGUUGCUAGCGAUCCUGUUUGCAAAGUAGCCAAGAACGAUCGGUCUUAUGCUCUGCUUAAUGUUAUCACGAAUUCAAGGUUUCGUCUGGCCAAUGGCGAGUACAAAGACCAGAUUGAACGUCAUAAAAUAACUGCUUUUGGAAAGACUGCGGAGUUUGUGGCUAACAAUAUUAAAAAAGGCCAACGUGUUCUCAUAAAUGCUCGAUUGCACUAUUCUGGUGGGACCCUUGAUGAUCAGGGAGUUCGGACCCCACGACAGACUCAUAUUCACGCCGAAAAUAUCCAACCUUUGGCGCGUCGUGGCGGUGAUAUCAUUUAA
This is a messenger RNA of Angiostrongylus costaricensis, 450 nucleotides long. The record is from the annotation of a GenBank genome assembly. NCBI's taxonomy places the organism in Eukaryota, Metazoa, Nematoda, Chromadorea, Rhabditida, Metastrongylidae.